CUUCCCCAUCCCACCCACUCUUUGGGUGAAGAAGACUAGAGUUUCCCCAGACACUCUUGCCUGUUUGACUACCUUCAGCUCCCGUUCGACACUUGGAGCAGCGUUUCCCCAGAUUUGACUUAUUCUUCAUUAGGCAGACAAAGCAAAUUGCGCUAAAAUGAUUCCAAACGGUUACCUGAUCUUUGAGGACGAGAGUUUCCUGGAUUCCACUGUGGCCAAAAUGAAUGCCCUGAGAAAGAGUGGGCAGUUCUGCGACGUUAGACUGCAGGUAUGUGGCCACGAGUUGAUGGCCCAUCGUGCUGUCCUGGCUUGCUGCAGUCCAUACCUGUUUGAAAUCUUCAACAGUGACAUUGAACCUCAUGGAGUGUCUCAUGUCACUUUUGAGGACUUGGACCCAGAGGCUGUGGAGAUCCUGCUUAACUAUGCCUACACUGCCCAGCUCAAGGCAGAUAAGGAGCUAGUCAAGGACGUCUACUCUGCUGCCAAAAGGUUCAAGAUGGAGCGAGUCAAGCAGAUUUGCGGCGACUACCUGCUGUCUAAAAUGGAUUCCCAGAACGCCAUUUCUUUUCGGAACUUUGCCAGCUCAAUGGGAGAUGCCAGAGUUUUGGCCAAAGUGGAUGCCUACAUCCAAGACCAUCUACUGGAAGUGUCUGAACAGGAUGACUUUCUCAAACUUCCCCGCCUCAAGUUAGAAGUGAUGCUAGAAGACAACCUGACUCUGCCCAGCAAUGGCAAGCUUUACUCCAAGGUGCUCACCUGGGUGCAGCGUAGCCUUUGGGAGAAUGGAGAGCAACUGGAACAACUCAUGGAGGAGGUGCAAAUGCUGUACUACUCAUCUGACCACAAGCUGGUGGAUGGAGGGCUGGUGAUUGAGGGGCAUACUGAGGUGUUUGGUGGCGAGGAGGACCACCUUCAGUUUGUGCAGAAGAAGCCGGUCAGAGAGAGCACCCAGAGACCAAUGAGCGCCAGUUCCUCGGGAAGCCUGUCACCCUCCAACCAAGCAGCAAAUGCCCCCAAACAAACCACCGUGAGAGAGUGGAAGUAUAUCGCCUCUGAGAAGACAACAAACAACAUCUACUUGUGUCUGGCUGUGCUGGACGGGGUGUUGUGUGUGAUCUUCUUGCACGGCCGCAGCAGCCCCCAGACGUCUCCCACUGCCACCCCCUGCCUGUUGAAGAGCCUCAGCUUUGAGGCCCAACCCGAGGAGCUGGAGGAGCACCAACUACCCCCCAUGAGUUACGCCCGCUCUGGACUGGGCACGGCCGCCAUCAACUCGAGGCUUAUUGCAGCAGGGGGCUACAACAGAGAGGAAUGUCUGAGGACUGUAGAGUGUUACGACCCCAAAGAGGACCGCUGGACCUUCAUUGCGCCCAUGCGAACUCCAAGGGCUCGUUUCCAAAUGGCUGCGCUAAUGGGACGGCUCUACGUUAUCGGAGGUUCAAAUGGACAUUCUGACGAGCUGAGCUGUGGGGAGAUGUACGAUCCAGUCGCUGAUGAGUGGGUUCAGGUGCCUGAGCUCAGGACCAACCGCUGCAAUGCAGGUGUCUGCUCCUUGAACAACAAACUCUACGUCGUGGGAGGGUCAGACCCCUGUGGGCAGAAAGGACUGAAGAACUGUGAUGCCUUUGACCCAGUCACCAAAACUUGGGCUAGUUGCGCUCCCCUCAACAUGAGACGGCACCAGGCUGCAGUGUGCGAGUUGGAUGGUUUUAUGUACGUGAUCGGAGGUGCCGAGUCCUGGAACUGUCUGAACACCGUGGAACGCUACAACCCUCUGAACAACACCUGGGGCCUGAUAGCACCCAUGAAUGUGGCCCGCAGGGGGGCUGGCGUGGCCGUCUGUGAUGGCAAACUCUUUGUCGUCGGCGGCUUCGACGGCUCCCACGCGCUCCGCUGCGUGGAGGUCUACGACCCAGCACGGAAUGAGUGGAGGAUGCUAGGCAGCAUGACUACAUCCCGCAGCAAUCCGGGCGUGGUCAUGCUGGGCGACAGCAUCUACGCCGUGGGCGGCUUUGACGGCAACAACUUCCUGAACACAAUGGAGGUGUACAACCCAGAGGCGGACGAGUGGAGCGACUGCAUCAAGCCCCUCUUUCCAUUCCCCGAGUGACACAGCGCUGCUGCACCUAAACCAAACUAACAGGCUUAGUGACAUAAUCGUGUUUCGUGAUCCUAUAUAUAUAUAUAUAUAUACGUGUGUGAGUGUGUGUGUGUGUGUGCGUGAGCUGAGUGGAUGUUGGGGAGGGAGAAUCUUUGACGAAGGGGUCUUCAGUGAAGACUGGCUUAUAUUAGGCGGGGCAGGGCUUGUUGCCCAAAGCAACACAAAUGAAGCCUUUUCAUAUUGCGUACAUUGUUCUACGUGCUGUACAUAUUGUUAGUGUCAUAUGCCAACAUUUAAUACACACACACACACAUAGUGCUUUUCUUUUUCCUCUUUAGACUUGAAACGUGAGGGUUUUCACAACUACUGGUUACUAUGAAAGUGCAAGUUUGAUAAGAAUUGAAGUUUUCUGUUGGAUGUCGUUUUACUCCGAAGCCUUAUGAUUUAACACCUAUCACUGAUUCCCCCUCAUUUUAAACAAUUUGGUUUGUGUUUGGAAUCUUAAAUAAUGGCCUUUUUAUAUUUUUAUACACAAGAUUUCUCAAAACGUUGAUAGCAGACAGCUUAAGUCUUCAACCAGUGCCAGUUUUGAUUUUUUUUUUUUUUUGUCUGCUGGUGUCAUGCAGAGCCAAGCUUCUAACUUAGUUUUUGUGAUUGUGGAUGCAGUUACUGGAAAGAUGUCUGCUUUGGCAUUUGUCAAACAAUGACAGUUUUUUCUUUUUCCUGGAAGGAGUGUUAUGAAGACGACCGUUCUCACAUUUAUAAUAUUUCUUAAUAAAUCAUUUCAAUUUGA
Molecule: messenger RNA, 2894 nt
Organism: Syngnathus acus (greater pipefish)
Lineage: Eukaryota; Metazoa; Chordata; Actinopteri; Syngnathiformes; Syngnathidae
Gene: ivns1abpa
Product: influenza virus NS1A binding protein a
Exons: 13
Coding region: 158-2110 (650 amino acids)
Molecular function (GO): protein binding
Source: RefSeq, a predicted model, not a curated record